Messenger RNA from Spinacia oleracea (spinach), 483 nucleotides. RefSeq lists its product as uncharacterized. The transcript is spliced from 2 exons. NCBI's taxonomy places the organism in Eukaryota, Viridiplantae, Streptophyta, Magnoliopsida, Caryophyllales, Amaranthaceae. The record is from RefSeq and is a predicted model, not a curated record. The coding region runs from base 1 to 483 and encodes 160 amino acids.
AUGGCUUAUUUCCCUAACACCACCUUAUACUGCCAGAAGAUCAAAAUGCUGGCGGAUCAAUUGACCAAUGUUGGUGCUCCGGUGUCCAAUCACCGUCUUGUUCUCCGUUUGGUAGCAGGACUUACAGAGGCGUAUCCAAACGUGGCUUCUCAAAUCCAACACAAAGACCCUCUUCCCUUGUUUACUACGGCUUGUUUAAUGCUCAGACUUGAGGAAUCCACCAUGGCCGUAAGUGCAACUCUUGAGGGUGCGGCGAUGGUGGUUGCCGAUUAUUCUUGUGCCAGUCACAAUCACCAUAACCACCAUCAUGGAAAUAGGGGAGGCGAAGGUCGUGGCGGUGGCCGAGGAAACACCGACAACCAUGGUGGUGGCCGUGGUAGAGGUGACGCCCGCGGACAGAAUCAGCAGCAACAGCAGUCGGUAUGGGUAUACCAUCCACAACAUUGGAAGCCUUGGAUGCAUCCAUGGGAAGAACCUCCAUGA